This is a messenger RNA of Xiphophorus couchianus (Monterrey platyfish), 14499 nucleotides long. It is a transcript of the gene otog, whose product is annotated as otogelin. The record is from RefSeq and is a predicted model, not a curated record. Gene Ontology annotation, cellular component: extracellular matrix. Bases 49 to 13050 code for a protein of 4333 amino acids. Gene Ontology annotation, molecular function: alpha-L-arabinofuranosidase activity; protein binding. Gene Ontology annotation, biological process: L-arabinose metabolic process. NCBI's taxonomy places the organism in Eukaryota, Metazoa, Chordata, Actinopteri, Cyprinodontiformes, Poeciliidae. The transcript is spliced from 54 exons.
UCAGCCACUUCUGCUUUAGAAACAAACACUUCAGCCUCCAGGCGAUCAAUGGUUAGUGGGACUGUUGCAUCCAACCUGACGUCUGCCAGGAUAGAGAGGACAAAAAACGACUUGUGGAGCCGAAGUGUUGACCAGUCAUCUGUACCGUUGAUGAGUCAAUCAUCCUCAACAGGCAGCCAAGAUGUGGAGAGUGAUACAGAAAAUAACCCCCAUCCAUCCCUUCAGUCAGUAACUGAGACUAAACCUCCAACCAGCGGUCAAUUACCAGUCAGCACUACCUCACCUAAUUGGUUACCAACUAAGACUGCAGAACUAAACCAAUCCCAAACCAAUUUGUCAACCAAUCAACCACCAACAACUAGUCAAUCAAUAAAAAUUACUACACCAACCAAACAAUCUUUGACUAAGAACGGAUCAUCAAACCAAUUCCAGACCACAUCUGGACCGCCUACUGCUGUUAUUACGCAGUUUAACCAGUCACAUUUUAGCCCAGUGCCAAACACUCAGCAAAGGUUGACAACAGUAUCAACGAGCCAAACACCUGACCUAGUCCAAUCCCAAACCAAACCAACGACCAGCCAGUCCCAAGACAUUGAACAAGCCAGUCAAUCAGGACACACCACAGAGAAUAUCAAUCACUCAUCAAGCAGCACAGUUUCAGCUGGUCUAUCAUCAACAACUCGAGUCAGCCCAGAACCGCCUUUCAAACAACAGUCACCAGCAAUAUCAACCAACCAACCGACAGAGACAACUCAGUCAGGCAAAACCCAAACUGGUCUAGCUUCACGUUUCCAAUCUCAAACAACCAGCCAGUCAACAAUAAGUACUGGACUGACCAGUCAAUCAUCAGGCAUAGAAACAGAAAUCAGUAAGUCAACAAGAGGUACAACUUUGUCAGGUGACACCUCAACCAAGACUGUGAAAAUCAGCCAAACACAGGUCAACGUUGUGCAUUCAACCCAAAAACCAACAACCACAAAAUCUACCAGUCAAUCAACUACAGAAGCAUCUAGCCAUUCAGAAGUCAGCCCAGUAACAAAGUCCAAACAACAGUUGACAGCAACAUCAACUAGCCAAAUAACAGAGACAACUCAGUCAGACGAAACCCAAGCUGGUCUAGUUUCACGUAUCCAAUCUCAAACAACCAGCCAGUCAACAGUAAGUAUUGGGCUGACCAGUCAAUCAUUAAGCACAGCAACAGAAACUAAUAAAUCAACAAGCAUCACAGCUAAGACUGUGAAAACCAGCGAAUCAGAUGUCAGCGUUGUGCCAUUCAUCCAAAACCCAUCGACCACAACAUCUACCAGUCAAUCAACUAGCCCACUGUCAACCACCAAAGUGACUUCCAAACCAACAACAACCACUGUUGCAUCAAUUAGUCAAACAAACCGACUGCCCACUAAAAUGACACCACACAACAAAGGUGGACCAUCCACCCAAAGGCCAGCCACCAAAACAUCAGUCAGUCAAUCUCCCAUCACAACAACCCAGAACAACAAAUCAGCAACUUCCAGAGAACCAGCAAACCAGUUGUCAACCAACACUGCUUCGGUCAAUAAGGGAAUAAGGCCUACUGAACAAACGCCAAGCAUUGCCUCAUCAGAAAACCAGUCCCUAGAUAGACUAACACAAACCACUCAGUCUUCAACCACAUCGGUAAUGUCCAAAUCAUCUGGAAGUGUAGAACCAACCAAACCAACAGAUCCGGAACAGUCCCAAUUACAACACAGUCCUACUGUACCAGUUCAACCUGCAAGAAAGACAAAACACCCCAUCCAACAAGCAGAGAGUACAACAUCAGCCAGAAAGUCAUCCGAAAAACAAAUACUUGCUAAAGCACCGUCCAGAAAAUCAUCAUCUAAAAAGACAGGAUCAAACCAUUCACCAAUAAUCACAACAAAAUCUGGACAAUCACUGGAAGGUACAGACCCCAUUAGCCAAUCACCAGUCAGUAAAUCACCUCCCAGGAUCUCAUAUCCAGAUGGCAGCACAACAAAAUCAGCCCAACUGUCAUCCAGCCGAACAUCACCGAGCCCCUCAGCUACUUCAUCACAACCAAUGAGCCAGUCCGAUCUCACAACAACAUUUUCUAACCAAUCUCCAGCUACUUCAGCUCCAGCUGAUCAAUCAGUGACAACUUCAGUGGCUUUAGCAUACACAUCUCACAACCGGAUGUCGAAUAAUAAAACUCUGGUGAAGUUGGUGAACUCAGACCAGUCACUGAAUGUGUCUUUACUGCUAAACCAACUGGCAUCUGGUUCAACAACGGCAGGAAACCCAAUCAGCGGCGCCUUUUCACCAGAUGAUCGGCCGGUUAAUAUCUCGCAGCUCACCAGGCAGGCAAAGGAGACCCUAAAGUCUUCGAAACGCAGAAUACGAGGGGAGCCGUGUGAGUAUCCCUGCCUUAAUGGAGGACAGUGCUAUUUGUCGGAGUCAUGUGACUGCAGCUUGUUUCAGGCCACUGGACACAGAUGUCAGACAGUUCCAAAUCUCGGGUUUGAGAGGGAGAUGACCUGCAGGACGUGGGGUCAGUACAACUUUGAGACCUUUGACGGUCUCUACUUCCACUUCCCUGGCCGAUGCACGUACACGCUGCUGCGGGACUGUGAGGGAACCACCCAGGCCAGCGUUGUUGUCCAGGUCCACAAUGACCCAAACUGCGGCUCGGCUCCCUACGCCUGUCAACGGUCCGUUAGCCUCUUCCUGCCGUGGGAUGGCGAGAUACGACUCCACGCCACCAGCGUUACCUUCAAAGGUCAAAGUCUGCAGCUUCCUCAUCACAUCCAUGAGCUGCAGCUGGAGCAGAUUUCCCAGUAUGUGCUGGUGACGCAGCAGCAGGGCUUCACGCUGGUCUGGGAGGGGCGGAGCGGAUCGGUCUACAUUAAACUCAGCCCAGAGUUCGUAGGCCGAACCUGCGGCCUGUGCGGAAACUUCAACGCAGACAUUCAGGACGACCUUAAGACGAGCUACGGGAAAAUGUUUCAUCAAAACCCAAGAUACCACAAUGGAAAGAUGGGACCCCAGAUGAGAAGGGGAUUCCAGCACAACUCCCAAGGCAGGUUCCCUCCUGUGCACCCGAAUGUUUUGCACGAGGAAAUCCAAAGGCUGCGUGCUUUUUUGGAAAUGGAGAGAGCCCAAAGGUUUGAAGAUAACCAACGACUGGCCCACAUGGAAGAAGAGCUGGAAGAAACGAAACUCCAGUUAAGAAGGCAGAAAGCUAUCAAAGAAGUGUUCAUCAACAAGUCCAAAGAGUCAAAGAGGGAACUCGAGAGAGUAGAGAAGCUUAGUGAUCCAGCAGCUGUCAGCGCUGCGAUCCUUGCUUCCAAGGUGCACAACGAUGUGAGACAUAAGAAUAAGAAGAUGCUGCAACAAGACUUUGUAGAUUUAAAGACGGCCCAUCUCCUCAGCCAGGAAGCAUUUUCCUCAGAAAUCCAGGUUGAAAAAGAAAAAGGUAAAGCCCUCCAAGAAGAACUGGACAAACUCCAGACUUCUUACGAGGAGCUUUGCUCUAAGUAUGAAGCUGACAUUGCUCUGGUGAGGCAGGAGGCUGAGAUACAAACAUUUUGUGAAGAGAAGGAUAGUGAGGUACAACAGCUCCUUGAAAAUCUACGAGCUGAAAAGGAAGAUAUGUUUCAAAUAAUGUCAAAAGAAAUCAAAUUUCUGCAAAGCAGCGAAAAAAGUUUGCAGGACGAAUUGGACCAGGUCAAACGUUCAUAUGAAGAACUCGGCGGGAAGUAUGAUAGAGAUGUUUCUGGACUUAAAGCCCAAGUAGAAACAUACAAGAAAGAGAUCGAUCGUGAAAGAGAAGACAGUUCAGAGAGAGCGAAGAAAGACCUUGAGGAAAUCAACAAACUGAAAGCUGAGCAAGAUCAUCUCUAUGAAACGAUGACAGAAGAGUUCCAGACUCUGCAGCAGAAAUUCAACGGGCUCGCAAAACUUUUAAAAUCUAAUAUAGGCCAGUAUGAAGCAAGCCAUUCUUCACUUCAACAGCAGGUGGAAAAUCUUCAGGUGCAAAUAACUGAGGAGAAAAAAGCUCACUUGGAAGACUUGGCUCUUCUCCACAACAUAAAAGCCAUGAAUGCCGACCUCCAGGAAAACACAGCAAAUGAUAUGAAAUUACUGCAAGAAAAGGAAAGGGAUGCGCAGACUGAGUUAGAGAAGAUUAAAGGUUUGUACCAGGAGCUGAAUUGUAAAUAUGAAACGGAUGUUGCUGCUCUAACACAACAAGCAGAAAAAUAUCAGCAAGUAAGUAGUGAGAGAAAUAUUAAAUUGGAAAGAGAAGAUGAGGAUCUCCAGCUUGCCAACUCUCUGAGAGACGAGAGGAAAGACCUACAACAAAAAACAUCACAAGAGUUUACAGAUUUUCAAGAGAAGGAGAAAGAUUCAGAGAGCCAACCUGACCAGGUUGAUGUUUUACAUCGAGAGGUUUCUUCUGAGGAGGAUUUCUCAGAAGAAACCUCAUCAGGUUGUUCCACGGAUUUGGAAUCCACAGGAAAGAUGGAGUUCGCUGAAGAAACCAUCCAGGAGAAUGUGGACAACCCAGAUCCUAAAUCCAUGCAGGAUGGUGUGCUGACUCCAGAUGUAGAGAUGUUUGGGAACAGCUGGAUGGAGAUGGAGCCCCACCAGGACCGAUGUCCCCAUGUUCCCUCUGCAUUCCUGUCGCCCUGCGCUGGUGUUGAUACUCAAAUCCUUCUGAAAGUGGAGGAAGUGUGUGCGGCGCUGCUGGACCCGCCUUUCCAGAGCUGCCAUGACUUUGUGAGUCCGCUGUCCUACAUGGCCAGCUGCUCCAACGACCUCUGCAUGUCGGGUCCCAGUGGCGAUGUGGUAUGCCAGGUGUUCAGCGAAUACGCUCGAGCCUGCGCUCAUGCUGACCACCCAUUGCACAACUGGAGGCAGCGCAUUCCUCAGUGUGUGAAGCAGUGUCCUCUGGGGCUGCAGUACAGGGAAUGCAUCAGCUGCUGCCCAGAGACAUGCAACCUGGAGCGGACAUGCAUAGACAGCAAGCUGGCCUGCUUAGAUGGAUGCUACUGUCCUGAAGGUCUGAUUUAUGAGGAAGGGAGUUGUGUGGCCCCGGCUGACUGUCCCUGUGAAUACCACGGCAUGUUUUAUCCCUCUGGACAAACUCUGCAGGAAGAAUGCAACAACUGCACAUGUGUGGGUGGAGUGUGGAACUGCACCGACCACACUUGCCCAGGGGAAUGCUCGGUUACAGGCGAUAUGUACUUCCAGUCAUUUGACGGGAGGAUCUUCACCUUCCCUGCGACAUGUCACUACGUCCUCGCCAAAAGUCGCAACUCAGGGAAAUUUGCCGUCACCAUCCAGAACGCCCCCUGCGGAGCCAAUCUAGACGGGUCCUGCAUCCAAUCAGUUAACCUGAUCAUUGACGAGGAUCCGAGGACCGAGAUCACACUGAGUCACGUCGGCGAGGUCUUCAUGGCCGGCCAGUACCGCGUCUCUCUGCCCUAUUCUGACGAUGUCUUCCACAUCCAGGAGCUGUCGUCCAUGUUCCUCCAGGUGAGGACGGCGUUUGGCCUGCAUCUGCAGUACAGCUGGACGGAGUUUCGUCUCUACCUGCAGGCCGACGAGGCGUGGAAAGACGACACGGUGGGGCUGUGCGGCACCUUCAACGGCAACACUCAAGACGACUUCCUAUCUCCAUCAGGAAUGAUCGAGAGCACCCCUCUCCUGUUUGGAAAUGCCUGGAAGGUGUCGUCGGCCUGUUCCCUCAGCCUGAGCACGCCUCCGCUCGACCCCUGUGACACCCACCAACAGGCCGUGACCUACGCCUCGGAGACGUGUGACAUCCUGAACCAGGAUCUGUUCGCCGCCUGUCACGAGUACCUCAGCCCAACGCCGUUCCACCUGCAGUGCCGCGCAGACACCUGCAGGUGUGGCACGCCCUGCCUCUGCUCCGCCCUGGCCCACUACGCUCGGCACUGCCGCAGGUUCUCCAUCAUCGUCGACUUCCGAGCGCACGUAUCGGACUGUGCUGUCACCUGUCCUGCCACCAUGCAGUAUGGCACCUGUGUGUCGGCCUGCCAGCGGCGCUGCUCCUCCCUGUCCGUCCCGCAGCACUGUGGGGGCCACUGCGAGGAGGGCUGCGUCUGCCCCCAGGGCUCCUUCUACAACCACCGAACACACACCUGUGUGCACAGGUCCGAGUGUCCCUGCAGUUUCCUCGGAGCCGACUACGAACCCGGAGACGUGAUCUUGACAUCAGCAGGUGUUCAAAUGUGUCUUAAUGGUAAACUGGUUCCCCAGACUGGAGAAACUGACAGGCUUUGCCCGCUGGGUCAGCUCCACCUGAACUGCUCAGAUGGGGAGAACAGCCAAUCAGCAGGAAGGGGCGUGGCUUGUGAGCGCACCUGUGAGUCCUACCUGCUCAACAUCACCUGCUCUGCGCAUGAGCCCUGCAUCUCUGGCUGCGCCUGUCCGCCCGGGUUACUGAAACAUGGGGAUGAGUGCUUUGAGCCUGAUGCCUGCCCCUGUUUGUGGAAAGGGAAAGAAUAUUUCCCUGGCGACCGAGUUUCCUCCCCCUGCUACCAGUGUGUUUGCCAACACGGGAUGUUCCAGUGUGUGUUUCGUCCAUGUCCCUCCAUGUGCACGACUUACGGUGAUCGCCACUACAGGACGUUCGACGGACUACUGUUUGACUACGUCGGGGCCUGCAAGGUUUAUCUUGUUAAGAGCAGCGCUGAUGUGAUGCUGAGCGUUUUGGUGGAGAACGUCGACUGCUUUGACAGUGGAGUCAUCUGCAGGAAAUCCCUUCUGAUCAACAUCCGCGGAUCCUUCAUAUCUUUUGAUGACGACUCUGGAAAACCAAAUCCGUCUAGUGUGAUCGACAGGAAGCAGCAGAUGUUCAUCUGGCCAGCUGGAUAUUUCACAAUAAUUCACUUCCCAGAAGAAGACGUGACGGUGCUGUGGGACCGCAAGACGACGGUUCACGUCCAGGUUGGACCCCGCUGGCAGGGGAAACUCAGCGGCCUUUGUGGGAACUUUGACCUAAAGACGGUCAAUGAAAUGCGGACGCCUGACAACAUCGACUCGCCGACGCCGCAGGAGUUUGGAAACAGCUGGACGGCCAUGGAGUGUGUGAACAGUCCAGACAUCAGACAUCCUUGCAGCCUCAGUCCUCUCAGAGAGCCGUUUGCAAAGCGUCGGUGCGCCGUCCUGCUCAGUGAAGUCUUCCAGACCUGCCACCCGGUGGUGGAUGUCACCUGGUUCUACACGAACUGCCUCGCUGACACAUGCGCCUGCAGCCGCGGAGGCGACUGCGAGUGUUUCUGCACCAGCGUGGCGGCGUACGCAGGGCGCUGCUGCCAUGAGGGCGUUUCUGUCGACUGGCGCUCGCCCUCUCUCUGCCCAUAUGACUGUGAAUUCUACAACAAAGUUCUGGGUAAAGGUCCGUUCAGGCUCUUGACCUUCUGGGAUCAGACGUCUCUGUUGGCAGCCAGCCGGUCCAGCGGCUUCGUGUUCCUGCAGCGGGUCAACACCAGCGUCGGCGCCGCUCCUGGGAUCCUCUCAGAGUUUAUGAUGACGCCGGGCCUCAGCAGAGCUCGACCACACGAUUCAUCGCGGGUUUCCUUUGAAGCCGCCGACAGACCGAACUACUUCCUGCACGCCACCGCCAGCGGCCAGGUGAGGCUGGCCAAGUGGGAGGGAAGCGAUGCAUUCUGGGACGGAGCCACCUUCGUCCUCCACAGGAACACCUGGAUCUCGGGCUACAACUCGCUGGAGUCGCACGCCAAGCCCGGCUUCUUCCUGCACGCCACGCCGCCGCGCCUCCACCUGCUCAAGUUCAGACACAGCUACGGUUUCCGCAAGGCGUCGCUGUUCAGACUGACGGGCCCCAAACCAGACAGCCCUCCGGGUCCUCGCUGCCAGUGGAGGUACGACUCCUGCACCAGCCCCUGCUUCAGGACCUGCAGCGACCCGUCCGCCGAGUCCUGCGUCACCAUCCCACAAGUAGAGGGCUGCCUUCCUGUCUGCCCCUCAAAUAUGGUCCUGGAUGAAAUCACCAGUCGAUGCGUUCAUGUUGAAGACUGUAUUCGGCUCCCAGAUUCAUUGGCGCCUCCGUCUCCGUCCACAGCAGCUGAACAUUAUGAAGUCACCACAUCGUCCACACCUCCACACACACACCACGCAGUGAAAAUUCCCACCAGCGCUGCUUCUAGCGCUACUUCUGGGAGCAAAUACACCACCUCAUCCAAAGCACCACCUGCCCCUGAUGAGCCGGCCCGCCCGGAAGCCGUAGUUACAUCUGCAACUCCUGAGCCGUCCAGAACUCUGUCUGGGCCAACAGUGCCCUCUGCUGUCAGGCCAGAGGAAGUGGAGGCAACGUCCACAGUCAGAGUAACUGAAACUCCUGCUACAACUUCAUCAGCUGCAACAAGAUGGAUGACCAGGCUGAGCUCAUUCAGCCCCACCACGUCCAGAACAACCACAGGUCAUUUUGACUCCUCCUCCACUAAACCUAUCGACUCCCAGUAUUCCCCGCUCACCACCACUACGUCUGCUGGGAGGCCAACCACAAUCACAACGUCUACGGUUGGUCAUCCACAUAAAGACGCAUCCGAAAGCACGAGUUCAGCAGUUAGUCAAACAACUUUGAGUUCAGUUUCUCCCCGAGUCUCAGAAACAUCUGCAGAAACAUCUGCAGUAAGAGGCAGAACCACUGUCUCCAGUACAGCGACUACCUCCUCUACAAAAGCUGCACCGGUAGAGGGAAUGACAACAGCACCAUUUAUCCUGCCAGAACUACCAACCACAAGCUCUACAACAGCUUCUCCUGUUCCCACCUCGACUACUAAAGAAGCACAAACUGGAUAUUCGUCAACAGCAACGACAGAACUGUUCCAACCAGUUAGCUCUUUCACUCCCAGUAAGACACAAACUGGAACCACAGAAAGGACUUUGCACAUCAUUCCAACUGAUCGUACAACUUCUUCGACUGUUUCUGUGUCAUCUACAACAACCGUCUACCAUGUUAAACCCUCUACAACUCCACUGUCUGCCUUCACUUCAGCUACUACAAGGUGGCAAACAUCAACCGUAAAGAAAGUCACAGUCCCAAAAUCUCCUGCAUCUAAAAUCUCUACAGUCUUCACAACAACAGCUUCACCCAGACCUGCUAAGAUGACAGGCAGCACCGCUCCUUCUUGGUACACGUCAGCUGCCUAUUCGGAUAGGACUUCCUGGUCCGCUGCUGCUCCAGUAACGGGGAAAACCACUUCCAGCAAACUAACUUCAAGACCCCUUGUUGUCCCAGAAACAUCCACAAUGUCCACAGAUGUUCAUUUCACCACAAAACCUUCAACAGGAAUUACUACUUUGCAACAAUCCCCAACCACACAGAGCACCACCCAUCCUCUGUAUACUGAGCGAACCUCUGAGCCUCGGUAUCCCCCUCACUGGGAGGUCACCUCCACUUCCACUACCACCUACCGGCCGCCAAUGGAGACAACACCUGGGCUGCCCUCUGCAUCUCCCACUAUGUCUGCUAAAUCUGCUGAAGUUCCUCUUCUUCCAGUAACAUCUAGGACAACAUCUACCUCUGCAGCAACUACCACCACCACAGAAACAUUGGCUCCAGAUAGUGGAGCCACAACCACCAGGAAGCUGAUUACUCCACCUGUCGCCUCCUUCACCACCACCACUAGAGGGCCUAGACCCUCCAGUCUUCACACCACUCUUAAGUUAAUUACAGAGACUUCCCAACCAGUUACGACCAGAGUGUCAACUACAACUACAAGCAUGUCUUCUCCGUCCUUGCAUUUGCUCCACACAACAAGCUCUACAACAGCUCCAGAGGUAUCUACUGUCCUGGAGAAGGUCACGACCCGACUGGUGUCCUCUUCAAGAGCUACACCUACCGCUGUGAGGACAUCCACCCUUUCAGCAACACCCAGACUUCCUGUAACAUCUAGAGUUACUUCCAGAGCCACAUCGUCCGCAGUUAGGCCGAUCACCGCAAGGGUCACUGUUGCAACAAGACCUUCAGCUACCACUACCAGAUCAACUGUGGUUGGCUCACCAGCUACUACAUCUCCAACCAUUGCAACAACAGCAAGCAGGGUUGAUCAUGUUGCCACAUCGGCAGCAAUUUCCCUUUUGACUACAACAACAGCUCCAGUAGCGGUCUCUUCACCAUUAUCUACAGCCGCCUUCACCAGAGAGUCAACCUCAACCAAAGAAGCUGAAACAACGACGUCUCCAUCCCGACCUGAUGUCUUUGUCUCAACCCAGGAGCCUGGUAUUCCAGUUCCAACUACAACGCUUCAAGAAUCCACCACCGCCUUCCAAAAAAUUCCUACAAGUCCAGGAUCGACAACAGUUUCGACUUCUCCUCACACAGCGGCCGAAUCAACGAGUUCUUCAUUUGAGCGAUUAACAUCAAUGUCAGAAACUCCUAUAAGGACGUGCACUCCUCCGUAUGCAGAGAUAGUCGACGAAUGCACAAAGUACAUCUGUGUCAACAACCAGCUCAUCCUGUUCAAUAAAUCCCAGAGCUGCCCCUUCACAGCUGAGCCUCCAAACUGCGGCCUGCUUGGCUUUGCUAUUCUGGUCAAUGGAGACAAGUGCUGCCCGAAAUGGGAUUGCCCAUGUCGCUGCUCGAUGUUCCCCGAUCUCAAUGUGAUCACUUUUGAUGGGGACAGCUUUGCCGUUUUCAAAGCUGCCUCAUACAUCGUUGCCCAGCUUCCCAACGAGACCCUCAGUGUCCUGAUUCAGGAAUGUCCGGUGAACUCUGAGCGAGCGCUCAUCUGGAAUUUCACCAACUUGUGUCUGGUUUCACUCAACAUCACACACAAAUCGAUUCAGGUUGUCGUCGACAGACUGCAGAGGAGACUCUUCGUGAACUCGCGCUACGCCAAGCCUCGUUUUAAAAAGUACGGCUUUGAGAUCUACGACACAGGCAACAUGUACCUGAUCCGCAGCCCGGCCGGGCUCAAGGUGCAGUGGUACCACAGCACCGGCAUGAUGGUGAUCGACGCCGACGACGCAGGCAGCAAACUCCCCACCAUGGGCCUCUGUGGUUUCUGCGAUGGAGAUCUGACCAACGAUCUCACUCUGCCCAACGGCUCGGUUUUGGCCGUAAGCCAGGACCCGGUUCUGUUCAUCGACAGCUGGCAGGUUCCCAACACCACCAGCUACGUCAGCUACAGCCGUCGGCGCGAACACAACUGCUCCACCAGUGACUGCUCACGCUGCCUGGCCAUGCUGGAGGACAAUGCCUUCACAUCGUGUCACGCAUUUGUGCCGCCCAGCACGUUUUGUGAGGUUUGGGUGAGAGAUUCAGAGUAUGUGAACAACCACUGUGUGGCUCUGGCUGCUUAUGUGGCAACUUGCCAUAAAUUCAGUAUCUGCAUCAAGUGGAGGAGGCCGGAUUACUGCCCCUUCGUGUGUCCCGGCUCUCUGAGCUACCAGGCCUGUCUGCCGGCCUGCACGUCUCAGUCCUGUCCGAACCACGACUUUGACUCUGAUCCGGACCACUGCUCUGGCCUGACGGAGGGCUGCGUCUGCCCCGAGGGAAUGCUGCUCCACCGGCCGUACUCGGCUCUCUGCAUCAGCCCUGAGAAGUGCUCCUGCACCGACAGCGGCGGCGUUCCUCGGUCGCCCGGCGAGGUGUGGAAGGCCUCGCAGGACGGCUGCUGCAUGUACCGCUGCGACAACGACACCAUCGUUCCCGUGGAGUACGACUGCUCCAGCGCACCGGCGCCGGUUUGCCACCGAACCGGGGAGAUGAUCAUCAGCAUGUCUGACGACACGAGCUGCUGUCCUCACAAAGUCUGCGUUUGUAACCAGAGUCUGUGCGAUCGCUUCCCUCCUGAGUGUAAAUAUGGGGAAAAGCUGGUGUCGUACUACAGACCAGAGUCCUGCUGUCCGGACUACGUCUGUGAGUGCGAUCCUGAGCGUUGUGAGUCUGAGCUUCCCGCCUGCAGAGACGACCAGACGCUGGUCGCCACCAGAGCCGAAGGCAGCUGCUGUCUGGCCCACAUCUGCAUGUGCUCUUCCUGUGCGGAGAGGCCUCCUUCCUGCCGGGACGGCGACGUGCUGAGCGUCGACAGCAACAGCACGGAUCGAUGCUGCCCGUCCUACCAGUGCGUGUGUGAGCCCUACAGGUGUCCUCAGCUGAGCUGUCCUGUUGGGAUGUCAGUCGUGUCCGUUUCCAGUCCAAAUCUCUGCUGUCCCAACCAAACAUGCGUCUGCAGCUGCGAAAAGAUCGUCUCUCCUAAAUGUAGCCUGGGAGAAGCUGCACAGCUUGACCGGGCCUUCCUGUCCGACCCACAGAACCAGUGCUCCUGCAAGAGAUACAAGUGUGUGCGUGAAGCCGUGUGUGUGUUCGGCGAGCGCGGACUGCUGCGGCCGGGCCAGACGCUCGUUGAGCACGGAGACGACGGUUUGUGUUACAGUCGCCACUGCAGCCAGGUUCUGGACCCGGCGAGUGGAUUUUACCUGCUGCGGAUUUCCACGGUCAACUGCUCCGCCCACUGCCACCCGAAUCAGAUCUAUGUUCCUCCUAAAGACCAGUCAACCUGCUGCGGCGAAUGUAAAAACAUCUCCUGCAUCUAUCAACACGAGAACGGGACGGUAGGCCUCUAUAAGCCUGGGAGGUCCUGGGUGUCAAACUGCAAGAAGUUCGACUGCUCCGACACUUCAUUCGGACCGACCCUCAUCUCCUACUCUUACAGCUGCCCCCCCUUCAAUGAGACAGAGUGCAUGAAGAUCGGAGGAACCGUCGUUAGUUACAUGGACGGAUGCUGCAAGACGUGUAAAGAAGACGGGAAGUCAUGUCAGAAAGUGACAGUGAGGAUGACGAUCAGGAAGAAUGACUGCCGCAGCAACCGGCCGGUGAACAUCGUGUCCUGCGACGGGAAGUGUCCCUCCGCCAGCAUCUACAACUACAACAUCAACACCUACGCUCGCUUCUGUAAGUGCUGCAGGGAGACGGGGCUGCAGCGGCGCUCUGUGCAGCUCUACUGCAGCAGCAACGCAACCUGGGUCAGCUACAGCAUCCAGGAGCCCACCGACUGCUCCUGCCAGUGGUCCUAGGCACAAACACUCACCUUCCGCAGCCCAGGCCUCACCUGGACCAGGCGUGUGAGGCCUAAAGGUGCUCAUGGAGAGGACAGCUUGGCGUUGGGACUGUGAAUAACACCACUGCAAGGUGCUGGGAGGAUGCGGAAGGCGGCUUCUCUGACAGUUCUGUGCUGAUCUCAGUAAGUAUGUGUAGUACCUCUGCUGGCAGGGAGGUGGAGCUGUGGAGCAGAGAAGCAGAUGCAACCAGGACCCACGCAAUAAUAGCACUGAUGUAGUGACUAUUUGUCCAAAACUCAAAUUCAAACAUCAAAAAACUUAAGACUUAAAGGUGAUCAAAAGAAAAGGUGAAUCCAACUCAAAUAGUCACCUGAUGCACCGAGAGUUUCUGGCUUACACCGUCCAAAAAGAUCUAAAAAGUCAAAAAUUCUGUUCUUGGUUGCUUUAUUCCAUAUUCAGGCAAACAAUUCAGGCAAAAAAUCUGAUUCCUGCAUCUGUUCUCUGACUGAUUGACUGACUGGUAAAAAACCACCUGACCAGCCAGGUGCAUAAUGAGCCACUAAAACCUGCAUAUUUAUACCGUGAAACACACAAAACUGUCCCAAACUGAAAUUAAUUAACUAGCUAAGUGAAUUACUAGCCAAAGACUUAUUACAAAAAUUCUAAUUAUAAAUCAACUUGAAAAUAAGCAAAUAAAAAUAAACUAAGAUUUAACUGAAAAUAGAGAAAUAACUCCUAAAACUGGAUCAUUUCAUGGAAUUACAUUCAUUGUGACUACAGUUAAAACUUAUUAAAUCUACACUUUCUGUAGGCUUUCAAAUAACCAAUUUUAUUGGUGUAACUAGAACACACAGAUAUUUAAAUAUCUGAUUAAUGUCCUGUUGGUUCCUGCUGCUUUGCUCUGUUCCCACCUCCCUGCCUUCACAUAGAGGACGUGCCAAUUAGAAACAUCGUUUUAAAGAGCAUCCUGCCAUCUCUGCUUCACUUAUAAUUUCAUAAGAACGAUGAGGAAAAAAGCGUUUUUAUUCAGAGAACUCCUCCCAGCUCAGUUUUGACCAUCUUUCAUUUUUAAAUUUGACCCAAAACGUUGCGUGUUGUCUUCUGUAAAUAACUACAUUCAAGUGCUCUUGAAAUCUUUUGCAGUGCAUAAAUUAGAUUUCUCUCUCUCUCUCUUUUAGAAAGGCUGGCAUAAAAUGUAUAUUCUUUGAUGUGGAUUUUAUUUUCUGUAAUCAACAUUAACUGACUGAAAUCCAGCUGUUUGCGGAGCUCUUUAUUUAUUUAUUGGAGUUUGCUAGAACACAGAAGUUCUGUUCUGUAAGAAGCAUUCGACCCAAAAGGAGAAGAAACAGCAAGAUGUUUUUUAAAAAUGUUUGUGACCAACAGACUCCUGGUUAGUUUAAGUUAAAGAGGAUUUGUAUCAGACAGAUGUACAUUUGACUUUUCAAUAAAUCUUUUGGACACUCA